GUGGCAUGCUACACUACACGACUAGUGUGUGCAGUGCAGUGUCGACAUGCAUCGGCAGGGUCCUCUGAGCCCUGGCGAUGAACCGAUAAAGCAAACCGUUUUUGCCACUCGGCUUUCAAUGUUGCGAUUUUGCGGGACACCUCCAGUGCGGUGUCGUGUGGUGAAGUCCGGAAUCUAUAUUGAUCGUCAGUUCCCCGUUUUGCCCAGUGUAAGUCGCUUGGAUGUGCGGUUUCCUAAUCAGGCAACCUCCAUGCUGUGCAGUCUUAGUCUAGACCGCAGGGUUCAUGGCAGGAUGGAUGCCCAGGGACAGAGAGAGGAAUACUUACCCGGCAGCUGGUGCGCUAGGAGCACACUUGCGACAAUGGCCGCACAGAGCCGCAGCUUGCCCAUGGAGAGCUCGCACACAUGCUUUGAGCAUGAAUUCAAUUUCCUGAUAAACUUGGCACAGGUGCAUGAUAUAUAGUCAGCUUGGGAUGUCGUAAACGAACUGGAUCAUGCCUGUGACUGUGGUCUGUAAGUUCGGGCAGAGGCAAAUGCAUCAAGUCACGGGUCAACUGCACUCACUACUGCAAACGCAAUCCUCGGAUUUUCAGCCUCUCAUCGUCUAAUGGUUUCUUUAAGUUCUGCCCGGCGAGGGUGGCUACUUCCCUGGUGAGAACCUGUCAAGAGGUUAACACGUCAGUCUGGCUUCGACGUCAUCGAGACUCGCGGGUAAACUAGUACCUAUAGAUGACAGAUACGAUACGUCUGUCGCGACCCUUUGAGACUCCCAGAUCCCAUCCAGUCAGUUAUGAGAACGGAACGCUCCUAGCCAAAAUGACCGUUGAGGCAAGCCACAGUCGGCCAAGGUCCGGCUGCAUCUGCCAUGAAAGAUCCAGGGCAAGAGUUAGGUUGGAUUGUGUCAUAUGCUCUCUACAGCCACGGCCAUGUGGAGCCACCCAUUUGGAGGCCCGCUUCUCUUCAUACCUCCAGUUACAAACAGCCAGCUAUGUCGACCUGACAACGAGUACCUAGGUACCUAGUAGUUGUAGCUGAAUAGAUGGGAAGAUUAGGUAGAGGUACAUACCUAGGUAGUAAAGGUGCUCUUGCUGAUAUG
Messenger RNA from Neurospora crassa OR74A, 1096 nucleotides. RefSeq lists its product as hypothetical. NCBI's taxonomy places the organism in Eukaryota, Fungi, Ascomycota, Sordariomycetes, Sordariales, Sordariaceae. The coding region runs from base 47 to 463 and encodes 138 amino acids. The record is from RefSeq and is a predicted model, not a curated record. The transcript has a single exon.